GGGUUCCCCAGUCGUCUGCUCAGCGACCAGGGCAGGGACUUUGAGUCUAAGACGAUCAGAGAACUCUGCACACUGAUUGGAGCAGACAAAGUUCGUACCACCCCGUACCAUCCCCGGGGAAACCCAGUGGAACGAUUUAACCGGACCCUCCUUGGUAUGCUAGGGACCCUGGAAGAGAGAGACAAAUAUCAUUGGAGAGAUUUUGUCAAACCUCUGGUCCACGCAUACAAUUGCACGAGAAACAGUACAACAGGCUAUUCGCCUUACGAACUAAUGUUUGGUAGGCAGCCCAGACUGCCAAUUGAUCUUGUCCUGGGAAUCCAACCUGAUAUGGCAAGUCACAAGACCCACUCAGAGUAUGUCAAGGGCCUUCGUCAACGCCUACAGGAGAGCUACUCAUUAGCUGCUAAAAAUGCCAAGAAGAUGGGAGAGAAGAACAAGGCUAGGUUUGACAGGGAGGUCAGGGCAGCUGAACUCUUAGAAGGGGAUAGGGUCUUAGUGAGAAAUGUGAAUAUCAGGGGGAAACACAAACUGGCAGAUCGGUGGGAACAGAAAAUCCAUGUUGUUGUCAGACGGAUUAGUGACAGUCCUGUUUAUGUAGUCAAACCUGAGACAGGGGAGGGGUCACACCGUACGUUGCAUAGAGACCUUCUUUUGCCGUGCGGGUUCCUACCUGUAACUGAGAUCAGAGAGCAAAGUUCUUCCACUGACGCAUCGAGAAAGAUGAGACUGAGGGGCAAAACAACAAAAGGCGUGCAAGGGGACACUGAUUGUCAGGAGGACGAGUCGUACAGUGAUGAAGAUGAACUGUAUCCUAAUACAUGGAUGCCAGAAAUCAUCACGAAGAGUCCUUUCCUGCAGAGGGAAGGAGGCUUCAAUGAGCCUCAGCCAGUUUCCAGGGUAUUAAACCCAGACACCCCUUCUUUUGUGCCCCAAAGUUCCACACACUUACCUGAAAGACCUACUCACGAGCUUCAACCAGGAACUCCUUAUGUUAGCUCUGAGAAUAGUGGUUCAGUUACACAUCCUACUUCACACUGUAGGACUCCGGACCAUAUUGUCAUUGAUAUUCUUGAACCUGAUGUGACACAAAUCUCACCUGAUGAAGAGAACACAGAUCUCAUCACCACAGACCCUGUAGUUGCAGACACUGACAAUGUAGUAUCUGAGAGUCAAGAGUCCGAGAUCGCAAGUGUCCGGCGUUCUACUAGGGAGAGACGUCCGCCUCGGAAACUCACCUACGAUGAGCUGGGGGAGCCUUUAACCUUGGCCAUUAGUUCAUUCUUUCAGGCUUUAGGGGCUGCUAUUUCACAUGUGUCUGUACCGGUAGGGGCAGGUAUGCAUGCUGGGACUCAUGUAGUCUAGAGGGGGAGAAUGUAACCCUGGUAAGAUUUACAGCAAUCAGAAGUACAGGGUUCUUUGAAUGCAUCGUAGUACUUGUUUGAUAGUUUAAUUUCCGGGCUUGCCCUGAAGGCACCAUCUGCAGCUUCGUGCGCGUGAAGGUGUGGUGUAGAGGAAAAAGGACGGCAAGGAAAAACUCCAUGCUGCCGCGGAGCACGGUUUUUUCCAGUUGAAAGAGAGAAAAGAGGUUCAAUUAACAUUUGUGAGAGAGCUGUCGUUAGCGGUGAACCACAGACGGGUACCUACCUGAAAGGAGUCGGAGUAUUUCUUCGAACUUUUUGAAC
Haplochromis burtoni (Burton's mouthbrooder) is the source of this 1685-nucleotide messenger RNA. RefSeq lists its product as uncharacterized. Gene Ontology annotation, molecular function: nucleic acid binding. The record is from RefSeq and is a predicted model, not a curated record. NCBI's taxonomy places the organism in Eukaryota, Metazoa, Chordata, Actinopteri, Cichliformes, Cichlidae. Gene Ontology annotation, biological process: DNA integration.